UCUUGUUUUCUGUCUCCAUCGCCAUGAUAACCUUUGUUGCAAUUGUUGACAACAUAACACACCAAAAGAACGAUGGAUGUCGAAAAUGAUGACAUAUUUGGCGGCGUUUGCUGGGCGAAGCCACAAUCGUCGUCGUGUGCUUCCGAUGAGCAUAAAGCCACCGCUUUCCGUGGUGACAGUGUCGGAAGUAAAAGUAACAAAAGUACAAACGUGUCAGAACUAUUCGGAGCGCCAGAUGGCAUAUCUUUGCGAAGAAAAUCUGCUGUAUCCACACCGGUCAACGGUGACGAAUUUGUCAAAGUGUGUGAAAUCAAGACCGGGUGGCUCAACGACAGCAAGUCCAGAUUGUCGUUGCUUCCGACUCUAGAUUCGCAAUUUGCUGAUCGACUAGAACGACUUCGAACUAGGGAAAGUGAUGGGCCAAAUGAAGAAGACGAAGGAAAGGAGAAUAUGAAGACUAACAACAAGGAGAACAACGAUGAAAGUGACGUCAAAGACGGAAAAGAGUAUCCAGAGCAGCAGCGGAAUGAAGAGGAAGAUUGCUCAUCUAUUUUUAAAAAGGGUACUGGGCAGAUAUUGCAGCCGCAACAUGAAGGAGCAACCAUUUGUGACCAUGAAUCGUAUCUAAACGAAAAGGUUGAUAUCAUUGAGACUAUUCCAAAGAUUCCGGCAAUUUUGAUAAUGGAUCACAUCGCAUCGUUCGUAAACGACCGUAUGGUAUGGAAUUCGUUGGCUGCAUUGAGUAAGGAAACCUAUGCAAUCACAGUGACGCCAUCCCAUUCGAAACAGAACAGUAUUUAUCGUCCUUGGCCCCGUGUUCGGUGGAGAUUAGCUGCCACAACAGCGUCCAUGGACGCAAAAACAUAUUCCCAGAAUCGAAGAAAUCAUCUAACAUCGACAUCACAACAAGUCUCACACCGUCGGUGGUCUCGAAUGCCGGCCCGUGGGUCUGUCCAAACAUCCGCUAGACCUUGGACCGUUUGCUUCGGAACCAAUUAUUUAGGAUGUGGCACCGAUCGAGGGGGCGUGUUGGUACGAGCCGUCCACAACGGAUCGACAAUGUCUGCCCAGGGGCAUUUCGGCCGGAUCAACAGUGUUCAGCUCUUUGCUGAAAGCUGGUUUUUGUCUGGGGGAGACGACAAGGUUGUUCGUAUAUGGAACAUUCGAAAGAACAAAAUCUCUUGUGAAGCGGUCCUCAAGGGCCACAUUGGUAGUAUCACAUCUAUUGCAGUAGUCUCAUACCGAAACACUCAUUGUGUAGGUAAUGGGGGUGGUGAAAAUUCAAUGUCAGGUUGCAUGCUAGUAGCCACGGCUGCUUUGGAUGGCAAUAUUCAUCUGCAUGUGGUCAAUUACAAGGACGACCGAGUGAUAUCCACACAACACAUGGUCCACUUUGAAGAUAGCCAAGAACCUAUCCACACUGCAAAACAACCAAUUUAUUCCAUCGUCAUGUUUGAAAAGGAUGGGCAUACGAGUCUUGUUUCAGGUGGUGAAGAUGGAUGUUUGAGAGUUUGGGAUGUGGACGAAGCCAUGGAUAAUGCUCUUGGCAAUCAUGAAGGUAUCCUUGGCCAAUAUCCCAAUCGCGCUUCCGAUAAAACAGACGAGCUGUCGAUCAGGGCAGCUCCCAAAAGAAUAGUUCGCAACGCUUGUAUUUUUCGAGAUGAUGGAGAAAUCAAGAGUAUUGCAAUUUCUCGCGAUAAGCAACAGAUCGCAGCUGCUUAUGGCAGGACCAUUUGCCAUUGUGCCCUUUCUGUAGAAACGCUUUCCAAGUUUAAUGACAGCCAUCAUCAUUACCAGGCACACCACCAACGAAGACGACUUCGAACCAAUCAGAACCAUUUUGAGAGAGAAAAUUCAUUCGAAGCAGAACACCAGAACCAUCGUCACGGCAAUGAUGGUUGGCGGCUUUUGAAAGGUCAUUAUUCCGGUGACAUUCGUUGCAUUUCGUUUUCCUCCGAUGGAAAUUCCAUCGCUUCAGCGUGCAGCGAUGGUUCCAUUCGGCUCUGGGACCUCGAGAAAGGAUGUUGGAAUCGAAAGUGGAAGGCACACAACGGCUUCAUGGUCUGCUCGAUUGCAGUUUCACCUGACGGGCAAAGUUUGCUCUCUGCUGGGUCAGAUGGAACUAUUGCAAUCGAGGGGCUCUUAUGAUUCAGUUCCCCAAAUUGGUCAAUGUGUAGAUAGAGCAAUGACAAGAAGAUAACCUAGCGGAUAACGUACCAAAAGGCUUCCCAGGACAUGUAUUGAUAGAACCUCAUCAGGAGACUGGAGGUGAUGAAAAGACGAGAAACAGAUAUGUUCUAUACGAAUAUUAUAGGAGGUAAAGUACCCAUCUUCUGUUGGUUCAUGAAGUGGAUUAUGGGAGCAAUAAAUCCAAAAACUAGAG
Molecule: messenger RNA, 2383 nt
Organism: Pseudo-nitzschia multistriata
Lineage: Eukaryota; Bacillariophyta; Bacillariophyceae; Bacillariales; Bacillariaceae
Source: the annotation of a GenBank genome assembly